Molecule: messenger RNA, 741 nt
Organism: Eurypyga helias (sunbittern)
Lineage: Eukaryota; Metazoa; Chordata; Aves; Eurypygiformes; Eurypygidae
Product: unconventional myosin-Vb-like
Exons: 6
Biological process (GO): vesicle transport along actin filament; actin filament organization
Cellular component (GO): myosin complex; cytoplasm; vesicle
Molecular function (GO): actin filament binding; ATP binding; microfilament motor activity
Source: RefSeq, a predicted model, not a curated record
AUGCGCGGGUAUCCGUAUAGCCCGCUGCUUGCGCAUUUGGCACGUGCCGAAGACUUCUUCUACACUUCUCAGGGAGGUGACACCUCGAUCAAUGGAAUGGAUGAUGCUGAUGACUUUGAGAAAACCAGGCAUGCCUUCACUCUGCUUGGAGUAAAGGAAUCUCAUCAGAUGGCCAUUUUCAGGAUAAUUGCUGCCAUCCUGCACCUUGGGAACUUGGAAAUCGAAGCGGAUCGAGAGGGCGAUGUCUGUAGCAUAUCGGACAAGCACUUGAGCAACUUCUGCAGCUUGCUGGGUGUGGAGCAGAGCCAGAUGCAGCACUGGCUGUGCCAUCGCAAGCUCAUCACCACGACCGAGACCUACGAGAAGAAUAUGUCCGUGCAGCAAGUGGUGAACGUCAGGAACGCCCUGGCCAAGCACAUCUAUGCCCGACUCUUCAACUGGAUCGUGCAGCACAUUAACAAGGCCCUGCACACCACUCUCAAGCAGCACUCCUUCAUCGGCGUGCUCGAUAUCUACGGGUUUGAAACUUUUGAAGUGAACAGCUUUGAACAGUUUUGUAUCAACUAUGCCAACGAAAAGCUCCAGCAGCAGUUCAAUUGGUAUGUGUUUAAGCUGGAACAAGAAGAGUACAUGAAGGAGGGCAUCCCUUGGACUCUCAUAGACUUCUAUGAUAACCAGCCGUGCAUUGACCUUAUAGAAGCAAAACUUGGAAUCUUGGACCUACUGAAUGAAGAGUGCAAG